Molecule: messenger RNA, 1065 nt
Organism: Prunus armeniaca (apricot)
Lineage: Eukaryota; Viridiplantae; Streptophyta; Magnoliopsida; Rosales; Rosaceae
Source: the annotation of a GenBank genome assembly
AUGGGUUGGAACGAGGUAACCGGGUCGGGGCAGCAAGCUGGGCCGAGAGGAGGAGAAGCGGGUCCCAGUAGCAGCGACCCUGGCGCGGCGCGGCGGUUCCCACUGGCGGCUCAGCCGGAGAUCAUGAGAGCAGCCGAAAAGGACGACCAGUACGCCUCCUUCGUCUACGACGCUUGCCGCGAUGCCGUCCGCCACCUCUUGGGUACAAGAACUGCUGUAGCUUACCAGAACGAGACAAAGCUUCUUGGGCAAGUGCUUUAUUACGUUUUGACAACAGGGUCAGGCCAGCAAACUCUUGGGGAAGAGUACUGCGACAUCACUCAGGUUGCAGGGCCUUAUGGGCUGCCUCCAACCCCAGCAAGGCGAGCACUUUUCAUUGUGUACCAGACGGCACUUCCUUAUAUUGCAGAACGAAUUAGUUCUAGAGCUGCUAACCGUGGCAUAGUACUUGCUGAUUCCGAUGAGCUCUAUGGCAAUAAUGCUUCAUUGAGCAAUGAUGUUCAGUCUUCUUCAGUCACCCCUACUUCAACUGCCUCUACAUCAGGGGCGUCUGCUUCAGCUAUCAGAAGAUUAAAAGAGAAAUUCAACGGAUUAUGGCUUUCUUUAGUUCGCAGAUGGCCUACGGUGCUGCCUAUAGCUCGUGAAUUUUUGCAAUUGGUUAUUCGUGCUAACCUCAUGUUCUUUUACUUUGAAGGCCUCUAUUAUCAUAUAUCAAAACGUACAGCAGGCAUUCGUUAUGUGUUCAUUGGAAAACCAUCCAACCAAAGGCCUAGAUACCAAAUUCUGGGCGUAUUCCUGUUGAUUCAGCUCUGUAUUAUAGCUGCUGAAGGACUGAGGCGGAGUAAUUUAUCUUCUAUCGCAGGUUCAGCUCAUCAGACUUUUGGUACACAUCAAACUUCUGGAGGUCGAGAUUUGCCUGUGUUAAAUGAGGAAGGUCAUUUGAUAUCAGCAGACGCUGCCAAGGGAAGUUGGGUCUCUGAUUCAUCGACUUCAGAGUGUGACUGUGUGAAUGGGUCGAUCCAGCAAAAGUGUCACUCGCCUAUUUGUACAUCCAAGUGGAUGUGA